Messenger RNA from Procambarus clarkii (red swamp crayfish), 1705 nucleotides. RefSeq names its product Transmembrane protein 43 (gene Tmem43). NCBI's taxonomy places the organism in Eukaryota, Metazoa, Arthropoda, Malacostraca, Decapoda, Cambaridae. Gene Ontology annotation, biological process: nuclear membrane organization; lipid metabolic process. Gene Ontology annotation, cellular component: nuclear inner membrane; nuclear envelope. The record is from RefSeq and is a predicted model, not a curated record.
AUAGAGGGGAAACAGCUGACAAUUGAUAAACACUUUUGUUCGUCGCACCUCAACGAAUAACUUUGUUGCUGCUUACUGCAACGAGUUGAGUGAGGCCUCAACUACUGUCUGUGUCUUCGACCAGGACCAUAGGCAAGGGAGGAAGGGGCAGGAUAAGCUAGAAAUAUAAGAGGAAGGAGGUGUCGAGGCGAGGCGGAGCCGCUUGUGCUGCUCUCUCUCUCUCCACCACCUUCAUCAAGCAAGGAUUCCACCCAACUCCUCCGUCAUGCACAGGGCGCGUUACCCUGAUGCUCCUGGAAGUCGCGGGUCAGGAGGCCACACAACACACUUUGUCAGGAGGCCGGUGCGUGAACAGAUGUUGGAAUCUAUACCAGCUGUUGUUGUGGGCAUCACACUGCUCUUGGUUGGCAGCGGCCUUCUUUUCUGGAAUGAGGGACGGGCUGUGCAGACAUCCCGUAGCUUAGACGAGGGCUAUAAUGCGGUUAUACGAGUUGCAAGUGCUAACAUCAUACACGAGGAGAAUAAUCAUAAGCUGGUGCAGGUGUGGGGUACUUUGGCAACCUCCCCAGUACUGACGGACGACACCUACGGAGUGGAGAUCAGUGCUGUCCGAAUGAAGCGACGUGUCCAGAUGUACCAGUGGAUUGAGGAAGAAUCUUCAAUGGGCUCUGAAGAGACGCCGGGCAUGCCUACAGAUACUUCGUUCUCGUAUUCCUUUGCCUGGAGAGACAAGGUGGUAGACAGCUCCUCCUUCAACAUCCCGUGGGGGCAUAACAACCCCACGUCUAUCCCAGUUCCUACAAUAAUACAAGUUUCGGAGACUUCUAAGGUGGGUGCCUACCAUCUUAGUCCAGCAAUCAAGGAGAGGUUCACAGAAUUCAUAUCUUUCUCUGGUGAUGAGCAGCCAGAAGGGGACGACAUCAAGCUGCAUGGGGGAAUGUACUACAUCACCCGAGACAUUUAUAAUCCCGACAUUGGAGACUUGAGAAUUCAGUUCUACUUUGCUGGACGGGCUGGUGAGGUGGUGAGCAUAGUUGGGCAGCAGGUUGGGGAGACACUCCAUCCUUAUCUCACGAGUAAUGGACGGGAGUUGUUGAUUGUUCACAUGGGCAAGCGGACCGUUGAGGAGAUGUUUUCUUCAGAGCAUGCCCAGAACCGCUUCCUGACUUGGAGCCUGCGUGUAGGAGGCUGGUUUCUCAUGUUCAUUGGACUGACAUGUGUAACGAACAUUGUCAAUUCCUUAGUGGUGUGCUCUCCACUCAUGAGAGACGUGGUUGCCCUUGGCCUAGGCUCGGCAAACCUUACCCUGAGCAUGUCUACAUCGCUGAUAAUUGUAGGUGGGGCAUGGGCUGUCUACCGACCAGGCCUCGCUCUCCUCAUUCUCAUUGUGGCGGCACUUCCAUUCCUCCGGGCAGCUGCACGACACUCUUCAUCAGAAGGGUUUUCACGCAGAGCAAACGGGUUUAGAGGCAGCCCGUGAGAGAUUCCUGAGAGUGACCAUCGCGUGUUUGAAGCAGCCUUCAGGAGGUUAUCACACUGAUGUAUUGGAUGACUAGAACGCUAUUGUAGAUGUUAGUUUCCUCUUUGGCAAUACAGGUGUACAUUUAUAUAUAUUUAUAACUUUUUUUUUUUUUUAGGGGGCAUCACUUGUUAAUAUCUCCUCUGAUACUUUUUAUAUAUAUAAUAUUAAUAUAUAUAUAUAUAU